AUGGCGGGUGGAGUCACGACGGCACUUGACUUCGUUACCUUGUGUGCUCUCGUCACCAUGCGUUCUUACAUCGCGCAGUGCCGCAGGGCACGUUCAGUGUGCGAUGCCACACCCGAAGUGCAGGCGCUUUUUCACUGGGGCGAGCUCUUCAUGCUGGCCCUCAUUGCCUCGCGCAUGUAUGCAUUGUACUUCGUCGAUGCCUGGUCUGCAGCUUGCUCUCCCUCCGUCCUCCUUUUGAAGGGUAUCCUUGCGGCAGCAUCCGUUGGUCUCUGCACCGACCUGCGCGCCUUUGUCUUGAGCAGCCCCGCCGGUCCUGUGAACUCCGAAAAGCUGUUGACGGAGUGCAGCCCGGAGGGCACCUCACCGGAGACGGCUGAGCUGGACGUCUGCUGCGAAUCUGGAAAAGACGUGGACUCCAGCUCCGAUGAAACCUCGAGUACCGACAGUGGAGAUGAUGACGGCGAGUUUUCGGAUGACUCCCUGGAUGAGCAAGAUCUCAGCAACGAGGAGCAAGGGGAGCCAGCAGAUGACACAAACGCCAGGCCCGAGAUGCCCAAUGUCAAGGAGAUGCCACCCCCGCGCCCCAUCCAGCUGAUUAACAGCGACAUCCACCUCCGCAUGCUCCGAUCUGGGAUGAAGAUGAGACGGCUUGCCUGUAUCAACGAAGAGGUCUGUACAGACAAGCCGAAGUGGCUUGCGUACUUGGGCAGGCUUGUCGCGCACGAGCUCCUUCCCCGAGUGCCACUUGGGGCCAAGAACCACACUUGGGACAAUGCUUUCGAGGCACUCACGCAGCUGCACGAGUGGCUGCAGAGUGACGAUGCCGAGCCGAUUCGCCAGGCUUACAAGCCAUGCUUGGGUUUCCGAUGCGAGUGUUGCGGAUCUGCUGUGAAGCCAGAGGAGCAAGCAUGCGGUAUUUGCAGUGCUCCAGCUUGA
This is a messenger RNA of Symbiodinium natans, 936 nucleotides long. The record is from the annotation of a GenBank genome assembly. NCBI's taxonomy places the organism in Eukaryota, Dinophyceae, Suessiales, Symbiodiniaceae.